AAAGAUGAGCUAAUCUCCUCAUCUUCAAUCCAAUUACACAACAAUGUCUCUCUCUUUCUCUCUCCUCAAACCCCCUCUCUCCUCAUCCAAUCCCAACCCCUUCCUCCAUGGCACCACCACCAAACUCUCUCUCCUCCCCUCAUUCUCCGCCCUAUCUCUCUCCUCCUCACCACCGUCCUCCUCCACAACCUACACCUUCCCAGUCAUCAAAGCCAUGAGAUCAAUGCAAGGCAAAGUCAUCUGCGCCACCAAUGACAAGACGGUUAAUGUCGAAGUUGUUCGUCUCGCUCCGCACCCCAAAUACAAGCGUCGGGUAAGGAAGAAGAAGAAGUACCAGGCCCAUGACCCGGAUAACCAGUUCAAAGUGGGUGAUUGGGUUCAGCUUGACAAAUGUCGACCCAUUAGUAAAACCAAGACUUUUCUUGCUGUUGCUCCUGAAGGUAGGCAGAGUUCUGCAACUAGGCCCAAGCCUAUUCAAGCUGCUUCUGAUGAACUUGGUAUUCCUCUUGAAUCUCAGGUGGAAGGGGAUAAGACUGUUUGAGUGAGUUAGGAAUUCGGGUUUUUUUGGGUUUUGUAGAAAGUGCUUGUAAGGUGUUUGAUGAAAUGCCUGGCUGAAAAAAAUGGUGGGGUUGUGUUUAUUUUGUAAUGAGAAUAUUUGUAUGUUUUUCUACUGUCUAAAUUAAUGCAAAACUCUGUUAUUACUUA
Molecule: messenger RNA, 705 nt
Organism: Spinacia oleracea (spinach)
Lineage: Eukaryota; Viridiplantae; Streptophyta; Magnoliopsida; Caryophyllales; Amaranthaceae
Product: 30S ribosomal protein S17, chloroplastic-like
Exons: 1
Coding region: 44-541 (165 amino acids)
Biological process (GO): translation
Cellular component (GO): ribosome
Molecular function (GO): structural constituent of ribosome
Source: RefSeq, a predicted model, not a curated record